Messenger RNA from Hyla sarda, 5237 nucleotides. RefSeq lists its product as uncharacterized. The transcript has 2 exons. NCBI's taxonomy places the organism in Eukaryota, Metazoa, Chordata, Amphibia, Anura, Hylidae. The record is from RefSeq and is a predicted model, not a curated record. Bases 133 to 4869 code for a protein of 1578 amino acids.
UCUCAUGGUGGGGAGUAGUCACACAAGACACAUCUCAUGGUGGGGAAAAGUCACACAAGACGCAUCUAAUGGUGGAGAAAAGUCACACAAGACACAUCUCAUGGUGGAGAAAAGUCACACAAGACGCAUCUCAUGGGGGAGAAAAGUCACACAAGACGCAUCUCAUGGUGGAGAAAAGUCACACAAGACGCAUCUCAUGGGGGAGAAAAGUCACACAAGACGCAUCUCAUGGUGGAGAAAAGUCACACAAGACACAUCUCAUGGGGGAGAAAAGUCACACAAGACGCAUCUCAUGGGGGAGAAAAGUCACACAAGACGCAUCUCAUGGUGGAGAAAAGUCACACAAGACACAUCUCAUGGGGGAGAAAAGUCACACAAGACACAUUUCAUGGUGGGGAAAAGUCACACAAGACACAUCUCAUGGUGGUGGAGAAAAGUCACACAAGACAUCUCAUGGUGGGGAGAAGUCACACAAGACACAUCUCAUGGUGGGGAAAAGUCACACAAGACACAUCUCAUGGUGGAGAAAAGUCACACAAGACACAUCUCAUGGGGGAGAAAAGUCACACAAGACACAUUUCAUGGUGGGGAAAAGUCACACAAGACACAUCUCAUGGUGGUGGAGAAAAGUCACACAAGACAUCUCAUGGUGGGGAGAAGUCACACAAGACACAUCUCAUGGUGGGGAAAAGUCACACAAGACACAUCUCAUGGUGGAGAAAAGUCACACAAGACACAUCUCAUGGAGGAGGAGAAAAGUCACACAAGACGCAUCUCAUGGUGGAGAAAAGUCACACAAGACACAUCUCAUGGUGGAGGAGAAAAGUCACACAAGACACAUCUCAUGGAGGAGGAGAAAAGUCACACAAGACGCAUCUCAUGGUGGAGAAAAGUCACACAAGACGCAUCUCAUGGUGGAGGAGAAAAGUCACACAAGACACAUCUCAUGGUGGAGAAAAGUCACUCAAGACGCAUCUCAUGGUGGAGGAGAAAAGUCACACAAGACGCAUCUCAUGGUGGAGAAAAGUCACACAAGACGCAUCUCAUGGUGGAGGAGAAAAGUCACACAAGACACAUCUCAUGGAGGAGAAAAGUCACACAAGACGCAUCUCAUGGUGGAGGAGAAAAGUCACACAAGACGCAUCUCAUGGUGGAGGAGAAAAGUCACACAAGACGCAUCUCAUGGUGGAGAAAAGUCACACAAAACACAUCUCAUGGUGGAGGAGAAAAGUCACACAAGACGCAUCUAAUGGUGGAGAAAAGUCACACAAGACACAUCUCAUGGUGGAGAAAAGUCACACAAGACACAUCUCAUGGUGGAGGAGAAAAGUCACACAAGACACAUCUCAUGGUGGAGGAGAAAAGUCACACAAGACACAUCUCAUGGUGGAGAAAAGUCACACAAGACAUCUCAUGGUGGAGAAAAGUCACACAAGAGGCAUCUCAUGGGGGAGAAAAGUCACACAAGACACAUCUCAUGGUGGAGGAGAAAAGUCACACACGACACAUCUCAUGGUGGAGGAGAAAAGUCACACAAGACAUCUCAUGGUGGAGGAGAAAAGUCACACAAGACACAUCUCAUGGUGGGGAAAAGUCACACAAGACACAUCUCAUGGUGGAGAAAAGUCACACAAGACGCAUCUCAUGGGGGAGAAAAGUCACACAAGACGCAUCUCAUGGUGGAGAAAAGUCACACAAGACACAUCUCAUGGGGGAGAAAAGUCACACAAGACACAUCUCAUGGUGGAGAAAAGUCACACAAGACACAUCUCAUGGUGGAGAAAAGUCAAACAAGACGCAUCUCAUGGUGGAGGAGAAAAGUCACACAAGACACAUCUCAUGGUGGAGAAAAGUCACAAGACACAUCUCAUGGUGGAGGAGAAAAGUCACACAAGACACAUCUCAUGGAGGAGAAAAGUCACACAAGACACAUCUCAUGGAGGAGAAAAGUCACACAAGACGCAUCUCUUGGUGGAGGAGAAAAGUCACACAAGACGCAUCUCAUGGUGGAGGAGAAAAGUCACACAAGACAUCUCAUGGAGGAGAAAAGUCACACAAGACGAAUCUCAUGGAGGAGGAGAAAAGUCACACAAGACACAUCUCGUGGUGGAGGAGAAAAGUCACACAAGACACAUCUCAUGGAGGAGAAAAGUCACACAAGAAGCAUCUCAUGGUGGAGGAGAAAAUUCACACAUGACAUCUCAUGGUGGAGGAGAAAAGUCACACAAGACGCGUCUCAUGGUGGAGGAGAAAAGUCACACAAGAUGCAUCUCAUGGUGGAGAAAAGUCACACUAGACGCAUCUCAUGGUGGAGGAGAAAAGUCACAUAAGACGCAUCUCAUGGUGGAGGAGAAAAGUCACACAAGAUGCAUCUCAUGGUGGAGGAGAAAAGUCACACAAGAUGCAUCUCAUGGUGGAGAAAAGUCACACAAGACGCAUCUCAUGGUGGAGGAGAAAAGUCACACAAGACUCAUCUCAUGGUGGAGGAGAAAAGUCACACAAGACGCAUCUCAUGGUGGAGGAGAAAAGUCACACAAGACGCAUCUCAUGGUGGAGGAGAAAAGUCACAUAAGACGCAUCUCAUGCUGGAGGAGAAAAGUCACACAAGAUGCAUCUCAUGGUGGAGGAGAAAUGUCACACAAGAUGCAUCUCAUGGUGGAGGAGAAAAGUCACACAAGAUGCAUCUCAUGGUGGAGGAGAAAAGUCACACAAGACACAUCUCAUGGUGGAGAAAAGUCACACAAGACAUCUCAUGGUGGGGAAAAGUCACACAAGACAUCUCAUGGAGGAGAAAAGUCACACAAGACACAUCUCAUGGUGGAGGAGAAAAGUCACACAAGACAUCUCAUGGAGGAGAAAAGUCACACAAGACAUCUCAUGGUGGAGGAGAAAAGUCACACAAGACAUCUCAUGGUGGUGGAGAAAAGUCACACAAGACAUCUCAUGGUGGGGAGUAGUCACACAAGACACAUCUCAUGGUGGGGAAAAGUCACACAAGACGCAUCUAAUGGUGGAGAAAAGUCACACAAGACACAUCUCAUGGUGGAGAAAAGUCACACAAGACACAUCUCAUGGUGGAGGAGAAAAGUCACAGAAGACACAUCUCAUGGUGGGGAAAAGUCACACAAGACACAUCUCAUGGUGGAGAAAAGUCACACAAGACGCAUCUCAUGGGGGAGAAAAGUCACACAAGACACAUCUCAUGGAGGAGAAAAGUCACACAAGACACAUCUCAUGGGGGAGAAAAGUCACACAAGACACAUCUCAUGGUGGAGGAGAAAAGUCACACAAGACACAUCUCAUGAUGGAGAACAGUCACACAAGACACAUCUCAUGGUGGAGAAAAGUCACACAAGACACAUCUCAUGGUGGAGGAGAAAAGUCACACAAGACACAUCUCAUGGAGGAGAAAAGUCACACAAGACAUCUCAUGGAGGAGAAAAGUCACAUAAGACGCAUCUCAUGGAGGAGAAAAGUCACACAAGAUGCAUCUCAUGGAGGAGAAAAGUCACACAAGACACAUCUCAUGGUGGAGAAAAGUCACACAAGACACAUCUCAUGGUGGAGAAAAGUCACACAAGACACAUCUCAUGGAGGAGAAAAGUCACACAAGACGCAUCUCAUGGAGGAGAAAAGUCACACAAGACGCAUCUCAUGGAGGAGAAAAGUCACACAAGACGCAUCUCAUGGAGGAGAAAAGUCACACAAGACACAUCUCAUGGUGGAGGAGAAAAGUCACACAAGACACAUCUCAUGGUGGAGGAGAAAAGUCACACAAGACACAUCUCAUGGAGGAGAAAAGUCACACAAGACACAUCUCAUGGAGGAGAAAAGUCACACAAGACGCAUCUCAUGGAGGAGAAAAGUCACACAAGACGCAUCUCAUGGAGGAGAAAAGUCACACAAGACACAUCUCAUGGUGGAGAAAAGUCACACAAGACGCAUCUCAUGGUGGAGGAGAAAAGUCACACACGACACAUCUCAUGGUGGAGAAAAGUCACACAAGACGCAUCUCAUGGAGGAGAAAAGUCACACAAGACACAUCUCAUGGGGGAGAUAAGUCACACAAGACACAUCUCAUGGUGGAGAAAAGUCACACAAGACGCAUCUCAUGGAGGAGAAAAGUCACACAAGACGCAUCUCAUGGAGGAGAAAAGUCACACAAGACGCAUCUCAUGGUGGAGAAAAGUCACACAAGACGCAUCUCAUGGUGGAGGAGAAAAGUCACACAAGACACAUCUCAUGGUGGAGGAGAAAAGUCACACAAGACGCAUCUCAUGGUGGAGAAAAGUCACACAAGACACAUCUCAUGGAGGAGAAAAGUCACACAAGACACAUCUCAUGGAGCAGAAAAGUCACACAAGACACAUCUCAUGGGGGAGAAAAGUCACACAAGACACAUCUCAUGGAGGAGAAAAGUCACACAAGACACAUCUCAUGGAGGAGAAAAGUCACACAAGACACAUCUCAUGGUGGAGGAGAAAAGUCACUCAAGACACAUCUCAUGGAGGAGAAAAGUCACACAAGACACAUCUCAUGGAGGAGAAAAGUCACACAAGACACAUCUCAUGGUGGAGAAAAGUCACACAAGACACAUCUCAUGGUGGAGAAAAGUCACACAAGACACAUCUCAUGGUGGAGAAAAGUCACACAAGACACAUCUCAUGGGGGAGAAAAGUCACACAAGACGCAUCUCAUGGAGGAGAAAAGUCACACAAGACGCAUCUCAUGGGGGAGAAAAGUCACACAAGACACAUCUCAUCUCUCCUCUGUAUAUAUAUAUAUAGAUCUCCUCUCCUCUGUAUAUAUAUAUAUAGAUCUCCUCUGUAUAUAUAUAGAUCCCCUCUGUAUAUAUAUAUAUAUAUAUAGAUCUCCUCUCCUCUGUGUAUAUAUAUAUAUAGAUCUCCUCUCCUCUGUAUAUAUAUAUAUAUAUAUAUAUAUAUUGCAGUAACACAGGUUUUGCUAUACACAUGUUUAUUCCCUUUGUGUAUAUAUAUAUAUAUAUAUAUAUAUAGAUCUCCUCUCCUCUGUAUAUAUAUAUACAUAGAUCUCCUCUCCUCUGUAUAUAUAUAUUGCAGUAACACAGGUUUUGCUAUACACAUGUUUAUUCCCUUUGUGUAUAUAUAUAUAUAGAUCUCCUCUCCUCUGUAUAUAUAUAUAGAUCUCCUCUCCUCUGUAUAUAUAUAUAUAUAGAUCUCCUCUCCUCUGUAUAUAUAUAUAUAUAGAUCUCCUCUCCU